This is a messenger RNA of Didymodactylos carnosus, 169 nucleotides long. The record is from the annotation of a GenBank genome assembly. NCBI's taxonomy places the organism in Eukaryota, Metazoa, Rotifera, Eurotatoria, Philodinida, Philodinidae.
ACUGCAUGAUACUGUCUAUGAACAAGAUUUUCCUGAACCACAACCGAGAAAUAAAGGACGCGUUUUGCGUAGUUACGAUCCAAAUGGAGAAGAUGACAGUGUUCCACCUGUGAGAGGUGAUGAUCUAUGUUGCAGUGAAAAGCCGCCUUCGAACGGUGCUUCGGCUUGA